AUGCAGCUCCUUCAAGUUACCUCCAUCCUGGCCAUUAUGGCGUCUUCUGCUUCAGCCUACGUUAAUGUCGGAGGUCGAUGCAGCGGCUCCGGCUAUGAUUGCAUCACCGGCCAGACCGGAAUUGCCGUCUGCAACGGAGCUACCUGGCAACUUGCUGCCAAAUGUGGAAGCUGCGGUGGCGCUUGUGUCUGGCCUGCCGGCGUGGCCGCACCUUUCUGCAGAUGUUAA
Colletotrichum truncatum is the source of this 228-nucleotide messenger RNA. RefSeq names its product C6 transcription factor. The record is from RefSeq and is a predicted model, not a curated record. Lineage: Eukaryota; Fungi; Ascomycota; Sordariomycetes; Glomerellales; Glomerellaceae.